Molecule: messenger RNA, 405 nt
Organism: Aspergillus luchuensis
Lineage: Eukaryota; Fungi; Ascomycota; Eurotiomycetes; Eurotiales; Aspergillaceae
Exons: 2
Coding region: 1-405 (134 amino acids)
Molecular function (GO): RNA nuclease activity; RNA binding
Source: RefSeq, a predicted model, not a curated record
AUGUUCCAACUCAAGACAAUCCUCACCCUCCUCCCCAUCUUCCUAACAUCUACCCUCGCCGCUCCCUCCGAACCCCGCUCCGACUCAAAAUGCGUCUACUACUGCGGCAGCCACUGCUACUGGGCGAGCGACAUCAGCAAAGCGCAAGCAAAGGGGUACUCCUUAUACGAAGAAGGGCGAACAAUCGACGACUACCCACACGUGUACCACGACUACGAAGGGUUCGAUUUCACCGUCUCGGGGACAUACUACGAGUACCCGAUUCUGGAUGACUACAAGGUGUAUGAUGGGGGUUCUCCUGGUGCGGAUCGGAUUAUCUUCAAUGGGGAGGAUGAGUUUGCGGGAUUGAUUACGCAUACCGGGGCGGAGGAAUAUGAUGGGUUUGUGGCGUGUCAGGCUGUUUAG